UUCUGUUUUGACAUGUAUGACGUGAAUAUGUUGACAAAUUGCCACCCAACAUGACAGCGCCAGCAGAGUUAUUUUUAGGUUCGUCAACAUUUUUAUUUACGAAAUCCGUGCCUGCAAGUUGCAAUCGUUAUUGUACUUAUAUAAGGUAGUUUGCUCGAAAACAAUGGCUACAAUUGAAAAUAAAACCAAAAAUGAUCAAAAAUCACAUGAGGAUCUUGAUGACAACAAAAUUGAAGAUAUGAAUAACGGUCCAGGAGCAGCCAAUAAGAAUAAGCAGAAAAAAAAGAAAAAAAAGCCUGCUGCACAAAAAGAAGGUGUCCAAGAAGGUGACGUUCCAGCCCAAAACGAAAAACCAUUUACCCAAGAAAUCGGCGACACAAAAACUCAAGCUACUGCUGAAGGUGAACAUAAAAUAAAAAAGCGCAACAAAAAGAGAGGAGGCGGAAAGAUAAACCAAACCUAUCCACCCACUGUACCGAUAGUUGAACUGUUUCCUGAUAAGGUGUUUCCAAUUGGAGAAAUUCAGGAAUAUAUUAAUGAUGAUCGUACUGCCAAAAAUCGCUCAACAUCAGAAGAAAAAAAAGCUUUAGACAGAAUGCAUAAUGAUAUUUACAAUGAGGUACGAUUGGCUGCUGAAGCUCAUAGGCAAACGCGGCUACAUAUCCAGAAAUGGCUAAAGCCCGGUAUGACGAUGAUUGAAAUUUGUGAAGAGUUGGAAAAUACUGCCCGCAAACUAAUCGGCGACGACGGUCUUAAAGCUGGAUUGGCUUUUCCAACUGGUUGUUCUAGAAAUCAUUGUGCCGCUCACUAUACUCCUAACGCUGGCGAUAAAACCGUUUUUGAAUACGAUGAUGUUGUUAAAAUCGACUUUGGAACGCAUAUUAAUGGAAGAAUAAUUGACUGUGCAUUUACCCACACAUUUAAUCCCAAGUAUGAUAAACUUUUGGAGGCGGUCAGGGAUGCUACCAAUACUGGAAUUAGAGCUGCCGGCAUUGACGUUCGCUUAUGCGAUAUAGGAGCCCAAAUUCAGGAAGUUAUGGAAUCGUACGAAAUGGAAUUAGAUGGUAAAACAUAUCAAGUGAAACCUAUAAGGAACCUUAAUGGCCAUUCCAUCUCUCCUUACAGAAUACAUGCAGGAAAAACUGUACCAAUUGUCAGAGGUGGCGAGGCUAGAAUAAUGGAAGAAAACGAAUUUUAUGCCAUAGAAACUUUUGGUUCGACUGGCAGAGGUGUUGUUAAUAACGACAUGGAAUGUUCCCAUUACAUGAAAAACUAUGAUGCUCAAUAUGUGCCAUUACGCUUGCAAUCGUCAAAAUGCCUCCUCAGCUUGAUCAACAGGAAUUUUGGAACUUUAGCUUUCUGCAAGAGAUGGCUCGACCGCGCUGGUGCAACCAAAUAUCAAAUGGCGUUGAAGGAUCUUUGCGAUAAGGGCAUUGUGGACGAUUAUCCUCCACUUUGUGACAUCAAGGGUUGUUACACAGCGCAAUUUGAACACACUAUCAUGCUUCGACCUACGUGCAAAGAAGUUGUGUCUCGUGGAGAUGAUUAUUAGGUUUAGUUGGUUCAUCUUCAAUUAUUAUUCAUUAAUUUUGCUUUAAAAUUUUUAGUAUGAAUAAAAAAACGUUUUCAUUUAUUAUUAGUUACUUUGAUUUAGCUGCAGAAUAUUGGGAUUUAAGUUAUUUGGGCUAAUACUAACUAUAAUUCUUACCUUAACCAUCUCAUAAGUCUUGUCACCAACAAUCACCCUGUAAUGAGGUGGUUUCUGUAUAACUUCCUGUAUGAAUAUAGUAUUGGAACUCAAUUCGGGAACUCUAUCUAUUGUUCUGAUAUAGUAACGUCCGCUGAAAGCCUUUUUGUCAGGCAUAUUAGGUGAGGGCAGUAGUUGAGUGUCCAGAUAAGUAGCUAAUAAAUGCAUG
Ceutorhynchus assimilis (cabbage seed weevil) is the source of this 1916-nucleotide messenger RNA. Lineage: Eukaryota; Metazoa; Arthropoda; Insecta; Coleoptera; Curculionidae. The record is from the annotation of a GenBank genome assembly.